Messenger RNA from Pelodiscus sinensis (Chinese soft-shelled turtle), 2704 nucleotides. RefSeq names its product leucine rich repeat, Ig-like and transmembrane domains 1 (gene LRIT1). Lineage: Eukaryota; Metazoa; Chordata; Testudines; Trionychidae. Gene Ontology annotation, cellular component: endoplasmic reticulum membrane. Gene Ontology annotation, molecular function: protein binding. The record is from RefSeq and is a predicted model, not a curated record.
UAUCUGAUGGAUUCAGCAAGGGCUGGGAGAUCAUUGUGUGAAUGAAAUGGAAAGAGAGUUAACAAGAUGUGACCAGUCCCUGGACAAAACAAUAGAGGGAAACCUUCACUUUGUCUAGUAUCUGGGAGUCGUCCUCAUGUGCAGAUAACAAUGUGGAUCGCUGUGGGCUUGGUCUGCUGCUUAGUUUUUGGAGGACUGCCUUCAGCUCAUUGCACUUGUCCUUCCCAAUGUAGCUGCACCUUCCAUAGUCUCAAUGAAGGAACAAAAGCAAGAACUGUGCUGUGCAAUGACCCAGAGAUGACACUCACCCCUGUGAACAUCCCAGGAGAUACAUAUAAACUUCGAAUAGAGAAGACAGCCAUCAGGAGAGUUCCAGGAGAAGCUUUCUAUUCUCUCCGUAACCUGGAAUACCUCUGGAUGCCCUACAACUCUUUGGCUAGCCUCAGUGUGAUUACCUUUAGAGGUCUCCGCCGCGUACAGGAAUUGAGACUGGAUGGGAAUGACUUAGUUUUGUUUCCAUGGGAAGUUCUUGCAGACAUGCCCCAGUUAAGGCUACUGGAUUUACACAAUAAUGAACUCACCUCGGUACCAGCAGAAGCUGCUCGUUACAUCAAGAACAUCACCUACCUGGAUCUUUCCAGCAAUAAACUGAUGACUCUUCCCCAAGAUCUUAUUUCAGCCUGGGCCAACCUCCAGGCAGUUCCUUACUUCCCCAAUGACAAUGCCAAGAUCAUUUUAGGUUUGCAGGACAACCCGUGGGUGUGUGACUGCAGUCUGUACGAAAUGGUCCAUUUCCUAAACUUCCAGUCUCCUAACAUAGCCUUUAUAGAGCCAAGACUGAAAUGUUUUGCCCCACGGAGUCUUGCUGGAGUCUUCUUCAGUCAAGUUGAACUACGAAAAUGUCAAAGCCCGGUUGUGCAUACUUCUGUAGCCAAAGUAAAGACCAUCCUGGGCAGCACUGUGUUACUCCGGUGUGGCACUACAGGGGUACCCAUUCCUGAACUCAGUUGGAGACGGGCUGAUGGCAAUCAACUCAAUGGCACAGUGCACCAGGAAAUUUCGAGUGAUGGAAUGAGCUGGUCCAUUCUAGGCUUGCCUGUAGUCUCCUAUCUGGAUUCUGGAGAGUACAUCUGUAAAGCAAAGAACUUCCUAGGGGCUACAGAGGCUUUCAUAUCUCUCAUCAUCACAGACUCAGAAGGUACUGAUGACCCUAAUGCUAACUCUAAAGGAGUAUGGAAUGGGAAGGUGAGCGGGAUGGAAGCAGCUGCUUACAAUGACAGACUGGUGGCUAGGUACGUUAUCACAACCUCAACUUCACCUACCCUAGGUGCCAGACCCGUUCGUGUUAACACAGAAGAGACUGUAGGGUUCCAGAACGAGGCACAGAAUAUGGUUAAGGAGCAGAAUAACAAUCCAGGAAAUCUUCUAUCAAAUCUACCCACUGGUCAACAGGAGCCAGAGCGUAUAGUAAGGUCUGUCAGAGUGAUAGGAGACACGGAUCAAAGUGUCUCAUUAGCCUGGAAAGCUCCGCAGGCAAAGAACACAACCAUAUUCAGCGUCCUUUAUGCCAUUUUUGGAGAGAGGGACAUGCGCAGAAUCAGUGUGGAGCCAGGUAAGAUGAAGAUCACCAUUGAUGGGUUGAUGCCAAAGACCAAGUACAUAGUGUGUGUCUGUGUAAAAGGGCUGAUCCCCAGAAAGGAACAAUGCAUCAUAUUUUCCACAGAUGAAGUUGCCAGUGCAGGUGGAACUCAAAAACUCAUUAACGUGGUGGUGAUCAGUGUGGCCUGUGUCAUUGCUGUUCCUCUGACUCUAGUGGUCUGCUGUGGGGCAUUGAAAAGGCGUUGCAAAAAAUGCUUUGUCCGGAAGCCCAAAGAAGUUCAGGAGUCCUAUGUCACAUUUGAAAGUCUAUCUCCAGGGGCCAAAACUAAAGGAGUGGAAGGAGAAUACUUGACUAGGCACACCCCAGAUGAGUCGAACAGGCUGCUGUCUGCACGAUCUAGCGUGGACUCAGAAGCAAUACCAAAGACAGAGGGGCAACCCAAUGAGUACUUCUGCUGAUAGUACUAGGCAUGUUAGAUACACAUGCACACACAAAUGCAUAUGACUCUGUAUUCUGCAGGUCAUACCAGCAUACGCUAUUGCAGGUCAAUAUGUCAGUAGUAAUGUACCCCAACAUGUUCCAGAAAGCAAUGUGAGAAGACUGAUUAUACUCAGCAGAUUUUGCACUGUUUUGUUUGCUGAGAUGCAUCUAGUCACAUAGCCGCAAAAGAUUUCUGAUUGUCCACUAAACCCCCUGGGAUAUUAUUCCUUCGACACAAUGAAGUCUUCUAAUUGAAUAUAAGACUAUUAAGUGAUGAUGUUGACUACAUUCUUGUAUAAUUCUGUUUUAAUAUCUGGCUGGGUAUACACUAAAUAUAUUAAUAUCAACUAUGUUGAAUCCUUGUAGAAUGACAAACACUGAAGUUGUUUCUAAUGAUAAUAGAAAUUGAACUGCGAAAGUGAAGAUUCAUAGAUUCAUUUGGUAUUCCCCACGCAAUUAAAAGGGUGUGUGAAAAUACCCAGCUUGAUGCUUAAUAGACUAUAAAAUGCAAAUACUAUAACUGUAAAAUGUGACCAAGCAUAAUGUAUUAUUACAUCAAUAUCCUGAUUUGAGGAAAAACAGUGAAGAGUAGCAAUCAAGAUGAAAACAAUUCAUACUUAAGGA